Messenger RNA from Saccostrea cuccullata (small rock oyster), 980 nucleotides. Its product is annotated as proteasome subunit alpha type-6-like. The record is from RefSeq and is a predicted model, not a curated record. The transcript has 7 exons. The coding region runs from base 97 to 837 and encodes 246 amino acids. Lineage: Eukaryota; Metazoa; Mollusca; Bivalvia; Ostreida; Ostreidae. Gene Ontology annotation, biological process: ubiquitin-dependent protein catabolic process; proteasomal protein catabolic process. Gene Ontology annotation, cellular component: cytosol; proteasome core complex; nucleus.
AAGCUAGCUCUGUUUGUGCAGAGAAAAAAAAAGCAAAAUCAUUUGUGUGAAAUUCAUGUCAUAGAAUUCUUAAUACUGAUUUGAUUUGUUUGCAUUAUGUCUCGUGGAAGCAGUGCGGGUUUCGAUAGACACAUAACAAUUUUUUCCCCAGAGGGUAGACUUUAUCAAGUUGAAUAUGCAUUUAAAGCCAUAAACCAAGGAGGGCUGACUUCUGUUGCCAUCAGGGGAAAGGACUGUGCUGUAGUGGUCACCCAGAAGAAAGUGCCUGACAAAUUAUUGGAUGCCGACACAGUGACCCAUUUAUUUCAGCUGACAGAAAAUCUAGGCUGUGUUAUGACAGGCAUGGUUGCUGACAGUCGAUCACAGGUACAGAGGGCGCGAUAUGAAGCAGCCAAAUGGAAGUACACCUACGGAUACGAGAUUCCUGUGGACGUCCUCUGUAAAAGAAUGGCAGACAUAUCUCAAGUCUACACACAAAGUGCAGAGAUGAGGCCCCUUGGUUGCAGUAUGAUUGUGAUAGGCUAUGAUGCAGAGUAUGGACCACAGGUCUUUAAGACAGAUCCUGCUGGCUACUAUUCUGGUUAUAAAGCUACAUCAGCAGGGGUCAAACAGCUAGAGGCCAACAGUUUCCUGGAAAAGAAAAUCAAGAAAAAGCAAGACUUUACAUAUAAUGAGGCAGUGGAGGUUGCUAUUACCUGCCUAUCAACAGUGCUCUCUGCAGACUUCAAGUCGUCAGAGAUAGAAGUGGGAGUGGUGACUGCGGAGAGUCAACGAUUCAAGAAAUUAACAGAGGAAGAAAUUGACCAGCAUCUUGUAGCCAUAGCUGAAAAGGACUGAAAGAUCUGCAGUGACACACGUAAUAAUUGAGCCUUAUUACAAACAUUAAAAUGUAUCAUGAUCCAGACACAGUAGUCCAAUGUCCUUGCAUUUUGUUAUGUUAAUACAUGUAUAUCAUAAAAUAAAUACAUGAGAUUCACUUG